AGUUUCGGUUUACUAGGCUGUUUUGGGAAAUAUCUUGGGGACUACCAUCACAAACUGGUUGUCAACCUCAUGGUGAUGAAUUGAGACUGAAUGAGUAACGGUAGAUUUGACACACAUGAUACUGACGAAAUCGGAUAUGUAGCGAAGGCCACACCACGGCUCGACAUGGGAAAUGGUAACUCGAUGUUUUACGUCUUCGCUGAUCACGUCAGAGUUUCCGAAGGCGCGACGAAUAUCCUCAGUGCGAUUCAGGAUUUAAUGUGCGUGCAAUUCGUACACAGUUUUGUGUACAUUCCAAAGGCUUCGAAGUUUCUGGAACUUCUACAAGAGUAUUUCCUUAAACUCUUUCCCGCCAAAGGGUCAAAGUCCAGAGCCACCCGUGUUGGAAAGCAGCAACGGCAAGUACAAAGGGUCAUUGCGGCCUUGUCUAAUCAUCGAUUGCACAAUGAGGCAGAUCCGUUACACUAAGAUCUCUAUGAAAUGCGAUAAUAAAACAAGUUUUCACACAUAAUAAUAUUCUGCAUUUUUUAUUCGUUUUUUGAAAAGAAAUAUAAAAACUAUUCCUGUACGAGUUCUGCGUGCAUUGAAAUGCAUCAGACGACAAACAAUCGCAACAGCUUGUUUUCGA
Molecule: messenger RNA, 628 nt
Organism: Wyeomyia smithii (pitcher-plant mosquito)
Lineage: Eukaryota; Metazoa; Arthropoda; Insecta; Diptera; Culicidae
Exons: 3
Coding region: 91-468 (125 amino acids)
Source: RefSeq, a predicted model, not a curated record